This is a messenger RNA of Aureobasidium subglaciale EXF-2481, 800 nucleotides long. RefSeq lists its product as uncharacterized. Lineage: Eukaryota; Fungi; Ascomycota; Dothideomycetes; Dothideales; Saccotheciaceae. The record is from RefSeq and is a predicted model, not a curated record. Bases 231 to 710 code for a protein of 159 amino acids. The transcript has 3 exons.
ACCAGCCUUGCAAAGGCCCCGUUUCUCCUCUAGGUUCUUGUGGCUGCGACCUCAGCUAACGCGCGAGAAUUCUAUAUCCGACCGCCCAGACCUUUGAACCCUGCGGCUCUUCGUUGCGGGCUGCUCGGCGCGUCGUACCACCACCGGCUUUGCAACUCCGUUUGCUUCUCUCUUCCAUUCGCGAGUUUUGUCGUUCACUUAGACAUCCGCGCGCCUCGUCGGCUGCUCCGAUGGCUUUAUCUUUGAGUCAAUCUGUGUCGGCAACGCCCUGGUCUCGUGUUUUGGCAGGUGCACGAAGAGUCAUCCUACUUCAGUACGCAUACCAACGGAGUCGCUCCGGCGGCGUAAAAAAAUCCUCCAAGACACCAAGUGUUGUGUCUUGCUUACGCGUGGCAACGCCGUGUCGCGUGGAUUUCUGUGCCGCUGUGAUGACAAGCCAUAUGUCUUUCCUACACGAGGUCUUGAUGUCGCAUGAUUUGCUCCGUCGUCGAGACUUUCAAGAUGGUUCUGUCAGCGGUGUAAGCUUUUUUUCAUUGACUAUUCCUGGUGAAUGGCCCUUUCGAGACGCAAACAAGACAGUCUGCGGAACAGUGCUGCCGCAGACCAAGCCGGUGCCGUCUUCAAUAGUUUCCAUCAUGGGGCUCUGCCUGAGGACCCUUGACGCUUCAGCUGCCAUCUUGUCAGCCAUCUCGCUCGGAGGGGUCUCCUAAUACAGUAAUGCGAAGCCGAGCUGCACCUCUACCUUCGCCAGAAAAAAAUCUUCACGGCGCCGCUUUGUGGACCUACCUGAAGGCUUGACA